Molecule: messenger RNA, 2589 nt
Organism: Saccostrea echinata
Lineage: Eukaryota; Metazoa; Mollusca; Bivalvia; Ostreida; Ostreidae
Product: chromodomain Y-like protein 2
Exons: 5
Coding region: 22-717 (231 amino acids)
Biological process (GO): negative regulation of transcription by RNA polymerase II; chromatin organization
Cellular component (GO): pericentric heterochromatin
Molecular function (GO): chromatin binding
Source: RefSeq, a predicted model, not a curated record
CUGGGAUAUAAAAAUUCAAAAAUGGCUUCCGACAGUGAAUCUGGAACUGAAUAUGAGGUUGAUAAAAUUCUCCAGCAAAGGAAAAGGAAGGGCGUUAUUGAAUAUCUGAUAAGAUGGCAAGGCUAUGGAGCAGAGCAAGAUUCCUGGGAACCAGUCAAAAAUUUAAAAGACUGUGUUGAUAAAAUCAAAGCUUUUAACGAGAGUGAAAAUGAUUCUCCCAAAAAGAGAGGAAGAAGAAAGUCAACGUCUAGAUCUAGGUCAAGGUCACGUGGAAGGUCAGCUUCAAAGAGCAGGAAGUCUCCAGGUCGCAAGAAAGCCACCCCUAUCAAGCAGGAGACCCCUCUUCGUCGAUCGAGCCGAUCUCGUUCCAGAGGUCGUCAGCAAACUAAAGUGGAGACCAUUACUAAAAGAGUAGAAGAGUUUUCUGAUGAUGAAGGCAGGUCCAAAACUGUGGUCACUGAAACUGUCACAAGAUCUAAUGCCACUGCAGCAUCAAAGAAGACCCAGUGGAAGAACCCGCUGAGGACGGCUUACAAGAACCUGACCAGCUCUGAUUACCCUGUGAUGGUUAUCUUUGCCUGUAUCACACUGAUCACUAUCAGUUUCUUGCUGGAGCCUUAUGUCAAUUUGGAUGGGGCCUGUGCAUCCAUCAGUAAGACAUUGUCUUUUCUACAGAAGUAUAUCCAGGGACUGUGGACAAACAGCACAGGGAAAUAAGUGACCUAGAUCUCCACCAAUCCAGGGCAGCUUAACCAAUCACUGAUCAAUUACCAUUAGCUAAUGUCUUUUCUAUAGCAGUUGGAGUAAGAUUAUGUCAUUUUGCAAGAAAAUAUUUUAAAAUGUCAGCAAUUUUUAUGGGUCUGAAAGACACUAAAAAUGUUUUUAUGUAUUGUAAGAAUUUGAAAAAAAAAGACUAAUAGAAGUUAUGAUUAGAUUUAGUGCUGUAGACAUUUUAAGUAAAGGACUAUUUUAUGAAUUAUAUUUUUAUGUAACGUUACAAUUUCCCAUUGUUUUAUACGCCGCUCACCUUCCAAGUGUCAUAUUUACUGGUUGUCUCCCUUGAUUAACCAUGUCUCCUUCAGUAUUGCUUUUGUCACUGAAAAAUCCCAUAAAGAGAUUUUAUGGACAUGUCAUAUAAAUACAUGUACCUCGUGUUUUAGAAAUAUUAUAGAACAAAGAGUAUUUUACAUUUUAUGAAGUAGUUGGUUUAAUAAGCUCUCCCAAUGCAGCAUACGUUUUCAAAGUAUGUUUUUGCAUUGAGGUAGAUAGGUCUCACAGCAAAUAUAAUAUCUUUAAUAACUUGAAACUCAUUUUUAUGUCAAAUGCUAUGCAAGAGAUCAAGGGUUGUAAAGAAAAAUUUAAUAUCUUCACUAGCCAAGGUCUUCUCACAAACCCUUGGCCUAUCAUGCCAUCAAAAGUCAAGAUUUUUUCUUGAGCUGUAUUUGGUGGUUAUUGAUAUAGUUUGACCAAUCAGUUAGUGCUACAGGAAAUGACAGUAUCUACGUUUGGGAGAUAGGAAGAAAAAACAGGUAAAUGAUAACCUGGCAUUCUGUAAAUAGCUAUGGUGUUAUCCAACUUUAUGUUGCUGUGCACAUAAUGUAAUCUGGAAUAUAUAUAUUGCAGAUAUAUAUUGGCAUCCUGAAAAACAAAAUUUGAUUCUUGCUUGUUAAUUAUCCUUAAAAUACUUAAGUUAAUUCUUAAAAAUGCUCUUUAUUUUUGUCAAUGACGCAAGCUGUGGGUAUGAGGUAAGAUUUGAGAUCAUGUGACUUAAACAAUUCCGAUUGAUGGCACGAUGAGCUGAGGUUGCAGAUAAGAAACCCUUGCCUAGUGAAGAUGGUUAACAGAGAACCUAUUGAGAAUAAUGUGUUCAUUAUCAAAGCCAAUGUAUAAAGUAUAGGUUAUACCUAGUCUGUAAGCUAUAUGUAUCUCAAAUACUCUCAAUACUUAACUUGUUUGAUAAUCAAUAUCUAUUUCCGCCACUAGAAAUAUACCAUGCAAUGUAGUGGAUUUUAAUACUUGAUACAGUGUAUUGAUACGUAGAUUUUUUUGUAGCAAGUUUUGAAAUUGCACAUUUUAUACAUUUGGUAUAUAUUUGUAUACAGAAACACCUUAUAGUUCAAAUCAUCUGUUAUUAACAGAUCAAGAUUCAUUUUAUUUUUUUGAAAUGAAGCAAUUCAUAAAUAGUCAAAAAUUGGCAUUCCUGGAUACCUUUGUUAUAAUGCAAAUUGUAACAGAAUCACAAAAUGUAAGAUGUUCUAUCAAUUGAUAAUGAUUCAACAUAAGCAGACCACAAAAAAAUUACUUGUACAUGUAUUACAUAUUGCAUUUUAUAUCUUGCAUUGAUUUUGAUGCAAAAAUAAGAAGAAAAAAUGUAAAAAUUAGUUUAUUUACAUUUUGUGUCUUUAUUACAUUUUGUGUUGUGACAUAACUGGUAGCGAGGCUUGUUUGUGUGGUGUACGAAUUCUUUUAUACUGAUAUAAGAGAAAGUUCAUUGCGUUACCCUCGUAAGCUUCAGGACCCUCAGGAUGUUUUUACGUCUUUUUAUUCAUGCGAAUUUGUAAAUAAAACAUAAGUGUAGCCAUCAUAAAA